Molecule: messenger RNA, 1002 nt
Organism: Dictyostelium purpureum
Lineage: Eukaryota; Evosea; Eumycetozoa; Dictyosteliales; Dictyosteliaceae
Exons: 1
Coding region: 68-916 (282 amino acids)
Source: RefSeq, a predicted model, not a curated record
AUUUUGUGUAACAGUUAUAAAAAUUAUUUUAAUAAAAUAAUUUAUUAUUAUUCUAAUAACCAAUAAAAUGAAAAUCAUAUAUUUAAUAAUAAUAUAUUUAUAUUUUGGUAUGUUGGUAAAAGCAACAUAUAUUUUUAAUGAAACAAAUAUUCCAAGUUAUAUAACAGUUAGUAAUUAUAAGAUUAAAAGUGUGGAUACAAAUAAAAUGGAUCUAUUUAAAGAUUAUGUUGAAAAAUCUUUAUCAAAUAGUUAUUAUGUAUUUCAAUAUAACAAUACUCAUAAAAUGGUUUUUAUCUCCGAGAGUCAUCGAUUUGAAAUUAAGAAAAAAGCAGGAAGAUUUGUAACUGGCUGGUUUUUAACAAACUACGAUAUCCAACAUUCAUUAGUGUGCCAAAAUGAAGGGUACACUUCAGAUUUGGUGUUCCCUCUUGUUUCUCCCAAAACAAUUAAUAAUGAAAACAUUGUCGAAUCUUCUUCCUAUAACUCUGAUACUUUCAAAGCUUUUGGGAGCGUUGGAACUUCAAAAAUUGGUAUUGGUCUUGGUUAUGAACACUCUUGGGGUCAAUCGUUUUCUAGAACUGUAAAAAUGGACAAAUGGUCAGUAAUUUCUUCAAUGUCCAAUGAUGAAACCUCUCUUUUUUCAUUUUAUCAGAGCUUUCCAUGGGCAAUUAAAAAAGGAAAUGGACCUCAUAAUUUUAAUGAUUUUGCCUCACAAUCAUUUGAUAGCCAAGGCAAAUCAACAAUUUCCGAGAUGUCUUACACUUUCCAUGCUGAUGUUUUUGUACCAUUUAUUACCAACUCCCAGUGUGUUGGGGUCUUAAAUACAGUAAUCACCCCAACAAUGGGACUCAUAAUGGACAAAGUUUUGCACCUUAAAAGUAUGACCUAUACCUAUCAACAAACUAUGGCAAAAUAAAACCUUACGUACAAUCCAAAUUAUCUUUUUCAUUAAUAAUUUUAAAUUUUAAAAAAAUCAAUAAAAAAUUACAAUUUUUUUUUUUU